Lineus longissimus is the source of this 5333-nucleotide messenger RNA. RefSeq lists its product as uncharacterized. The transcript is spliced from 6 exons. NCBI's taxonomy places the organism in Eukaryota, Metazoa, Nemertea, Pilidiophora, Heteronemertea, Lineidae. Bases 443 to 1645 code for a protein of 400 amino acids. The record is from RefSeq and is a predicted model, not a curated record.
CAGUAGUUAGUUGCUGGCAAUGGAACGGGUUCGUUAACGCUGGCUUACAGUUGACUGAAUAUCAGAAGAAUAUUAAAGAUACAUGGGUUGGGAAGAAGAGUUUUUAAGUUGACAGGUUGCGCUUCAGGAAUACUAAAGAUUGAAGUUGUGCCUUUGUUACAAGUUGGUAUGAGUACAGCAUUCUACUCUCGGCAGAAUUACCGGAGAGUGAAGGAUCACAAUUUCAACUGCAACACUUGAUAUGAACCUCUGUGUGGAUUUAUUAUACCUUUAUAAUGAAUUCGUUAGGAUUACGAUCAGUAAUACGAUUUGUAGUGCCUGCAGAUAGCAGGUGAGGAGGACACCACUACGUUUGUUAAACCUGCGGGAGCAUCCCGCAAGUAACCGAUUCACAGUGGAGGUCCGGUCGCGUCACGCGACUCGGGAAUGCCAAAGUCCAAUCAUGGUGAUGACUCGAGCCCAAGUGACCCUUCGUUGGGUCCAAGUUGUGCUUUAUGUUUCAACAUUUAUCUUCAGUCUUCUGGUUUGUGUGCCGAUGGCCACAACCACCAAGGAUUUCAAUGGUAAAUGCAUAUUAUACGCCGAUGUUGACGUUAAAAUUGCUGAGGAAAAUGGUUCCCUUGUGGCAAGAAUUGUACAAGAAGGGACUACAUGGGGUGAAUUCAAAACGUGCGGAUACACCAUGUAUACGAACAUCUUUGUGUGUAUAUAUGCAGUGGUCUGGUGUUGUAUAUACCUCUUAGUCACGAAAAGGGAUAACGUAGAUAAAGGCCCCCAAAGCCAGUUAAAGGAACUGCCAGGUACUCACGGUGUGUAUACUGGAACUCUGGCACAAAACAGUUCAAGCCAUAGUACGGCUACGCUCCCGACGAAUUGCGUCCCCGGCGAUUGGAGAAAUAGAUAUCUUAAUAUGAUAUCUAGGAGGACAAGCAACCCGCUUCCGGAAGGUCCCGAACUGGACCAAGGAGACAAAGCUGAUAAACUGGUGUUCCCUACACUGCUCUUCAACACUGUGUUAUUUACCUUCGAGCUGAUAGGAAGCUGUGUCUUGUCUCUAGGGCUGAGGAAAUGGUGUUUGAACCUCGAGAGCAAAGAUGAGGAGCAAGGCGGUUUUACCUGCGAGUCCACGCAAUAUUUGAAAUGGCCGAAUAAUAUCAAUGGAGGGAGGUUUUACAUUCUGCUCACUAUAUCAGAGAUUGCUUCCUGGUUGGCAACCAUCACCGCCGGGGGGCUUUCAGCCAUUGCAGCGGAGAGGUUCUGUCGCUCGGUAUGGGCACCUACGUUUAGAUACACCAUUCGUUACGAAAACGGCUUGGUCGGCAUGGACAUGAAAAAUAUAGUCGAUAAUGCAUCCUAUAAUACAAUGGAGAACAGUGUGCCUGAACAAGGAUUCGAAAAUUCCCAAGGUUCGAAUACAACAAGAGAACCCACCGAACUUGAGGUAGAGACGAAUAAAAUACAACCGGCCGGGAAUUCCUUAGCCGGUUGUCAUGCCGGUGGUUUUCAGAACAAAUCGGAUGCAAACCCUGUACAGUCCCCCUGGGCGAGUGAGAAAGCUCCUCUCAAGAAAAAAUAUGUCGUCGUGUAUUCCUCGCCCCCAGGUUAUUCUAUACCGGAGGACAUGCAGUUGAUAAGUACUGUAUAGCCAUGUCGACGUCUCAAUAACAUGGAGGCGAGGUGUAUUCUGCUUUUUGCUCCUGCAUUGCCGUGAUGCCCAGCUGGCAGUGCGCAAGGGCAAGGGAACUGAGGAUGACACGCGGCCAAAGGUCUUCCUGAUUGGUGUGCGCGGGUCGACCGUCACCAUUUUGUCAUUCACAUCCUGCUUUACAUUUUCAGGCAGGGGUGAUGAGGUGUACGUCUAAACGAACCUCCCCUCGUCUGAUCCGAGUUUAACCAGGAGACCGAGGAGGAGAGUUUCGUAUCCCUGCGCCCGGUCCCAGGGUAUACCUUGUUAUCCUAUUGUGAUGAAGAUAAAAAAACACGGAGAAAAUAUUAUACAUAAUUCCAUAAUCAACCAAUGCAAUAUACCACUGGAUUCAGACAAACCAUUCUAACUGUCCAACCUUGCUUGGGCAAAAAAUUAUAACAUCGUUUAUUCGAACUUUAUGGCUUUAGUUGGGAAUUCGCAAAAACUAGAAACGCAUGAUAUAUGUAUCAGAGUGUAAUUAUAACAAUAUUUGAACAACAUGAAUUGCAGGAGGCCAGGCUAUAAGUGUGCUUGUGGUGAAUGGUGUUCUGGAGAAUGAAUGGAAGGGCGUGUGGCAUCAUAAGCCUUGGAUGACCUUCAUAAAUUAGAGUUCGCCCCUGACAAUUGGUCAUGAAGCGUAAUACGCACGUGACGGCGAGCGAGUAGCUCACGUGAUAUCGUUGUGGUUGUUGUCUUUUGCACUGGCGGGCGCGCAUAACGUUCGUUUCUACUCAUUUAGAAGUGAUACCACUAAAUGUCGUUUCUCAAACUGAGCGGAUCUGCUGACGUUCACGUGAUUUAGACCCGAUGUUUUCGGGAAAUAAACAGUUUGCAAACAAUGUACAUGUAAAUAUGUUAUAUACAAAUCGUUUCCUUUUUAAAUUUUCUAUAUCACACGGCAACCAUUGGCAGUUAUAUAUCGGGAAGAGUGUGAGUGUUCAAAGGAUAUAAUAAUGUGUAGGUCUCCACAGAAAUGUAUCCUCCCAUGACAGACCUUUGGAUAAACGUUUCUAUAAUAGUGAGUGUAUAUCUCUGGAACGAUGCAAAGGCCUGUUGAGGGAAGAUGCAGAAAUGUGAUUUUCAGUGAUCGAAUUAUAAAUGAAUUAAGAGAGAAUCAACUAUAAGCAUCGAAGAUAUCAUAUCAGAUCGCUCAAGGAAGUGAAAGACAUGCGUGUAUAAGCAGAUAAGCUGUAUAUCUCAGGUUUUAUUUUGCCUGACUUGCUUUAAUCAUAGCGACUUACUUGAUAGAAUUGAACACUAGCAAACCCAAGAGUCUGCGCUCAGAGGAUUUUGUGUGAAUUAAGAAGUGAUUAUGAGGUGAUGAACUUUAAGAAGUGUCAUCUAUAACGGUGAUUCGUUAGAGUAAUGAGCUAGAACACAGGACGACAACGACAACCCGUUGGAUAUGGCAAUCUGAUGAACUUUUGACAGUCGGCGUUAGAAAUUUGUGCCACCAAUCCGGGUAUAUUGCGUCGCAUGCGUGUCAUCGGGGAUGUUGUGAAUGGGUGUGAGUGAAUGAUUGAUUUUGCAAGAAUCUGUGAACGGGUUCUGCUUGAUGGUGUGUGGAUAGGAUCACAGGAACUUGAUGCUGGGUCAAACAAAAUGAUCAGGAGACAGGUUUCCAAAAGAUAAUCAGACCAUUUCGAUGAAUUUUCAGCGUUUCUGGGCCUGCCUAUAGCUCAUUUCACCACUUUUACUGUAUGCACACGGUUAAUAGCCGCCGGGAAAUCUAGGAAAACUACAAUCUCCUUAACUCACUUUGUAUUUAGUUUGGCGAGAGGUGGUUUAAAUUUGGCUUGCAAGAUUCGAACCUUAUGGACUCAUUGACCAGCUACUAACCAACGAACUACAAACGCCGCAUUCCUGUGAGUUGGGUUGAUGAUGGCUCCUGCGAGAUUGUGGACGUGCAGCAGACCAAUAUUACGGGCUUUUUUGUGUAUGGUGAUAAAAUUUUAUACUUUCUUCUGAGAUCCAAUCUUUCCCGAUCUACUGUGAGGUCUGUCAAUCUCCGCAUUGAGUAUGAUUGUCGCUGUUGCAUGCGUGCCAGAUAUGUUCAAAGAGCGUUAGCAUCGAGUUGGCAUAAUUUUAUUGUUGAUAUCAGCAAUGCCAUGCACUAGAACGCAAACGCGCUUUGAAUGACUAUCUGAAUGAUUUGACUGAAAGAAUGUGCAGAAUGAAAGUGUGGAGUUGUCCUAUACUGUAUAGUCGGGAACAGUCGCGACGUUGAUGUCAACAGCCUUGUUAUUGGACAUAUCGUGUGGUGGUAAAAGAAUCGAUGACUUCUUGCCGGUUUUACAGUAUAUGUUGGUUGGCGUGAGUGAGACGUGGAUUGUCUGACUGUCCGACAUCCCGUUUGAACAGGGGAAAGGGGGAUAAAGGCAUUCGUGAAGGUAUAAAGAAUGAAAUAAAUUCAUACUAUCGUCGCUUGGUGCGCCAGGUGUGAGCAUUGUUCAUAUGUACAUAGUGUUUGUGGUGUGGUGGAGACUGAUUGUUAUUGGCGCAACCAGGCUUAAAAGACAGGGGACAAGUUGUGAUAACUGGCAUGGCUCGGUGGCGAUCCAAUAGUAUCAUGGACUUUAAUCAGUAUUUAGGUCAGUGCUAGUAUAUGAUAGUACAAAAGUCAGGAGCGGAAUUUGGGAGCGGUCUGAACCUCUAUGCGGACAUAAAAAGCCUGAAUAUUGUUCGUUUUUUAAAACUCUAUAACCCAUGUAAUGGAUGAAUAUGAUUUUGUUAAACACGAGGUAUCGCUUGAAUUUGCCUGCAGUUUUGUUAGGAAUGAACCGAGGCUGUAUACACAGGGUAACGACCGAGGCCGGGGCCGACCGAAUAGGCACUAUUAUAUGCAAAAAUCAGUCAUUCUUUGAUUUCAAAGUAUAUAAAAAGUGUGAACAUUCUUCUUAUAUAUACUGUGACUGUAACCUCCGGUGCGUACGAACCGAAUUCUAACAACGGCUAACAAUAACAUGACGUCUUCAUAACCCAAAUCAAGUGCAGUAGACGAGGCAAGGACGAAGACAAAAAUACAAUCCAAGACAUUUUCUACCAAUCACUCGUCUCUGGUUUGAAUGGUCCGGAACUGUCCGUUGUGAUUUCGGCUGGUACGAAAAAGACCAACUGAAUUUUUGUGCAAAGUAUACCACAUAAACAAAGUGCUGUCCGCUUUCGGCUAAGACAGUACCGAGGUUACAGUAUACUAGAGCAAUAAAUGCUGAUGACUUAUCAAAUCAGAGCGAUCCUCCUCACCAAAAUUGUAUAAGUACUUGCCUCGCAUUGAUAUAACACAACGCACUUUUUUACUCAUAACCCGCCAAAUUCACUUGCAACCCUGCAGUUUAAAGUUGUUGCUGGAUAAAGAAGCAGUUAUUCACCCUAUUAGAUAUUUCAACGCAAUACGAUUAUCGUCUGUGCUCGGAGUAAAGAGUUUCCCUCCAUGUAUAUUUAGCGUCUUCUGCGCUUUGGCAACUCUUGAUGACGAAGUCAGAUUUUUACCUCCUAACCCUUCGACAUCACUCGUUGUUGUACGGGCGAGUGUUGGGGUUCUUAAAGUACGUGUCAGGCCCAUCGUUUUCCUCUCUGGAUCAUAUCACCUGUAAAUUCUUUUCCAAGUAAUUCAUAUAAAUACGGACCACAUAAAAAAUUUAAAAUA